Monoraphidium neglectum is the source of this 2766-nucleotide messenger RNA. RefSeq lists its product as hypothetical. Gene Ontology annotation, molecular function: protein kinase activity; ATP binding. The coding region runs from base 1 to 2766 and encodes 921 amino acids. Lineage: Eukaryota; Viridiplantae; Chlorophyta; Chlorophyceae; Sphaeropleales; Selenastraceae. Gene Ontology annotation, biological process: protein phosphorylation. The record is from RefSeq and is a predicted model, not a curated record. The transcript is spliced from 14 exons.
AUGUGUGGGGGCCGGCUCGGCCAGGAGCGGGGCGCCUAUCUCUUUGAAACGCAGUCCAGCUGCCGCUGCUCGCCGCACGGCUGGCGGUACCUGCCGCCCGCAGCGGCCAGGCCGCUGGCCAACGGCGGCGGCGGGGGUGGCAACACGACAUUCUUCGGCUGUGCGGACCCCGGCAACAGGCUGCUGACGGCGGGGGCGUGGUGCCCCGUGGACCCGCGGGAGUGUCACUCGUACUAUGGUGCUUACGUCACCGCGCGCAACGCGUCGGUGGUUUACUAUGAUUACUGUGGGGAGGUGCGUGAGCGCACCGUUGGCGGCUGCCUGUGCCAGGGCGAGUGGCGGGACGCCGGUGGGGCGCUCCACGCCAAUGGCUCGUGCGCGGCCGCGCCGGGGGCGCCCGGAAAUUACACUGGCCCCUGGUGCCCCGUCGACCGCGCAACCUGCACAGCAGAGAUCCCGAAAACUUUGGACUUCCGCGAGCGCGACUGGGACCGCUGCGCGGAUCCCUCCGCCGCUGAGUCAGCAUCCGCUGAGUCACCAGCAGAUUCAGGGGCUGCCGCCACUGACGCAAUCGACGCAAUCGACGCAGCCGACGCAGCCGCUGCUCCUGAGGCAGCAGCAGCAGUAGCAGCUGGCACUCAGCUGCCAAACGGCGGCGCCGCCGGCGGCGACGGCCUGCCCAACGGCGGCUUUGCGCCGCGCGGCAACGGCCCACAGCUGCCGCAGCAGGUCAGCGAGACAGCCAACACGCCGCCAAGCCCGGCCGCUCCCAAGGCCAAAGCGCCGGCGAUCGGCAACGGCCCCGCGGCGCCGCCGGCUCCGCCGCCCCCAAAGCCGCAGCCGGCGUCAACAGGAGUGAUCGUCGGCGCCGCUGUUGGCGGUGCUGCCGCACUCGCUCUGCUGCUUUGCGGCACCGUGCUGCUCGCCCGCCGCCGCCGCCGCCGCCGCCGCCGCGCCGAUGCCCACGCAGGGGCUGUCAAGGCGGCGGCGGACGGCGGCCCGUCCUACGAUGAGGAAGGGGGCCGGGAUGAUUACGGGCCAGAUCAAGAUCACCGUGAUCUGGGGCUCGACGAUCUGAACAUGUUUGCGGCCCACAGCGCCGACAGCGGCGGCCGCGGCUCGGGCUCGCGGCCCGUGCUGCCGCGGGCGGGCCCGUCUGGAGGGGGCAGCAGCGCGGCGUCGUCGUCCCUUGAGCGCCCCUUUCUCAGCGCCACCAGCCAGGGCGGCGCCGGGAGGAGCGGCGCCAGCGCCAGCAGCGCCAGGAGCGGCCCCAGCAGCGCAAGCAGGGGCGGCGGCGUCGUGGGUGCCACCAGUGGACAUCCGCCGCCGCCGGGCGUGCUUGCCGCGCUGUCAAAGGCGCUCGCGGGCGCCGGCGGCCGGGCCGGCGCCGCCGCGGGCGCAUCCCAUGCGUCGUUGCCGGCGGAGUUGGAGGCUGGCGGACGCAGUGUGGCAUCUUCAACCGCCGCCGCCGUUGCAAUGGCCGAGGCCGGGGCAUCCGCAAUAUCCGACCCCGGGCCGCCGGCGCCGCCCGGCGGCCCUCAGGCGGCACGCGUGAUGCUGCGCGCGACGACGAGCGCCCUCGGCCUGUCGAUGCCGUCAUGGCUAGCGUCCAGCACGGGCGGCCGUGGCGGCGCGACGGGGGCGGAUGACGGGGCAGGGCGGGCGGGCGGCGGCGGGGGCGAGAGCGUUGAUGUGACGGAGUGCAGGCGGCGGGUGCAUGCGUUCAUUGGCAUCGAGGAGCCAACCGGCCCCGUAUCCUCUGGCACGGGCGGGGGCCGCGUCACGCUGUGGGUGCUGCCGGCCGCGGACGCCGACGCGCCAGAGGAGGCGGGGGGCCUUGCACGCGCCAGCUCAGCGCGGAGCGCAGACAUGAGGAUCGUGAUGCCGACCGACCCCAUCCGCGCUGACGUGGACAUGCACCUGGACCUGCGCCGUGACGUUGCCUUCCCGGCCGCCCCGCGCUCCUUCCUGGGCGCCGGCGCCUUUGGACAGGCGAUUUUGGCGCGCAUCCCGAUCCACCCCAACAUCGUCACCGUGUGGGGCGGCUGCACGACGCCGCCGGUCGUCUUCAUUGUCGAGGAGUUAAUGGAGUCAAACCUGUCAGACCUGAUCCACGGCCCCAGGCGCGGCAGCCCGGCCGGGACCGACGGUGCCCAGCAAGGCGGCCCCCGCGGCCGCCGCGCCGCCGCGCAGCCGAUGCCGCUGCGGCGCGCGCUGGAGGUCGCCGCUGAUGUGGCGGCGGGGCUGGCGCUGCUGCAUCCCACCAUCGUCCACAGGGACCUGAAGCCCCAGAACAUCCUGCUGGACGCCCGCGGCGUUGCCAAGAUUGCAGACUUUGGCAUCAGCCGCCUCAAGGCGCGCACAUACAUAACGACAGCCGGCGGCGGCGCCGGCACUCUGCACUACAUGGCCCCCGAGUGCUUCUCCUCGAUGAUGGGGGCCGCCACAGGCGGCGCUCUGGGGCUGGGGGCGCUGCCGCAGGAUACGCAGCACAUGGUGUCAGAGAAGGCUGACAUCUACAGCCUGGGUAUCAUGAUGUGGGAGUGCGUCACCGGCCUGCCGCCCUGGACAGAGUACGGCCAUCCCAUGGCCAUCGCCUACAACGUGGCCAACCGCGGCGCGCGUCCCGCCUGGCCAAAGCCCUGCGACGUGCCCCUGGCUGUGCGCCGCCUGGUGGAGUCCUGCUGGGCGCAGAGUCCCAAGGCGCGGCCCAGUGCCGGGGACCUGCUGCAGAAGUUGGUGGUCCUGUUGAAGCAACUGGACUGA